CUCACCUGGAGCUCUCCGCUACACCAACAUGAUCCUGAAGACAGUUUUGUUUGCGUUGACGGCUGUCGCAGCGGCCGACAGACUCCCGUCUACUUCUUACGGGGUGCCGAGCAGAGGAAGCGGAGGAUCAGCAGGUGGAGGCUUCGGAGGUCCUGGGGGAGCAGGCUUCGGGGGCUCUGGGGCUGGACGUGGAGGGGUGGGUGCAGGAGGUUUCGGGGGCCCUGGAGGAUUUGGGAGCUCAAGUGGUCGAGGCUUUGGGGGUCCAGCCGGUGGUGGCUUUGGGGGCCCAGCCGGUGGUGGCUUCGGGAGCCAAGCCGGUGGUGGCUUCGGGGGAGCUGCAAGUGGAAGUUCUGUUAGCGGAAGUUACAGACCAUCAGGACCUGUUGUGCCCAUUCUGAGGGACGAGCGUCAGGGACCUGAUGCGUACGGCAACUACAACUUCAACUUCGAGACUGGUGAAGGCAUCAGUCGUCAGGAGCAGGGCGCCCCUCAGGGCCCGACUGGCGCCGUGGCAUCUCAAGGAGAAUGGUCAUUUACCUUCCCCGAUGGAACUCCAGCUAACUUCAAGUUCGUAGCGGAUGAAGGCGGUUACCGCGUGGAGUCUGACCUGAUUCAUCCUCUUCCCGCCCACGCCAUCGCCCAGAUCGAGAAGGCUCGUCAGGAAGACGCCGCCGCAGCAGCUGGAGGUGGUCGAGGAUCGUACGCAGCUGCGUCGGGCUCCUCGUCUCAGUUCUCAGGAGCACCUUCUGGAGGCUUUGGAGGAGCACCUUCUGGAGGCUUUGGAGGAGCACCUUCUAGAGGCUUUGGAGGAGCAUCUUCUGGAGGCUUCGGAGGAGCACCUUCUGGAGGCUUCGGCGGAGCACCUUCUGGAGGCUUCGGAGGAGCACCUUCUGGAGGCUUUGGAAGCUCAGGCAGCGGAGGCUUCGGAGCCGCUCCUGUGGCUCCAAGCAGGACCUACGGCGCCCCAUGAACAUCAUUGUCCUGUUACUUGCAUCACUGACCACAAAUGUUCACAUCACGACCUUCACCAUAGUCGGUUUCUUCCUUGAAACAUCUCAGAUCUCUGUUGCUGCCAUUUUCUUUGGUCUUUCUAACCUCACGACUAUAAUGUCAGCUGAGGCUCGUGUCAGCUGUGUCACGUGUCAGCUGAGUCUCAUGACAGCUGAAUAUUUUUGUCAGGGGUGAUGUUUACUCUACGCUUAUUCUAACGUUACUUAUUUAAUUACAAAUAAACAAAUCGAUAACA
Messenger RNA from Procambarus clarkii (red swamp crayfish), 1246 nucleotides. RefSeq names its product pupal cuticle protein 36. Gene Ontology annotation, cellular component: chitin-based extracellular matrix. NCBI's taxonomy places the organism in Eukaryota, Metazoa, Arthropoda, Malacostraca, Decapoda, Cambaridae. Gene Ontology annotation, molecular function: structural constituent of chitin-based larval cuticle. The record is from RefSeq and is a predicted model, not a curated record.